GUCAUUUCCUCUGCGGAGAAGGCUAGCGAAGAGACGGUUUGGCGUUAGAACCACGGUUGGCGUCCAGCGCUCCUAAACGGGAGAAAUGAGCGACAGCGGGGAGCAGAACUACGGCGAGCGGGAGUCCCGUUCUGCUUCCAGAAGUGGAAGUGCUCAUGGUUCUGGCAAGUCUCCAAGGCAUUCCCCUGCUAGAUCUAGAUCCAAGGAGGGUUCAAGGCGAUCUAGGUCAAAAUCGAGAUCGAGAUCUGAAUCUCGAUCCAGAUCAAGGAGAAGUUCUCGCAGACAUUAUACAAGAUCACGUUCACGUUCUCGAUCCCACAGACGAUCAAGAAGCAGAUCUUAUAGCCGCGACUAUCGUCGCCGACAUAGUCACAGCCAUUCUCCCAUGUCUACUCGUCGGCGUCAUGUUGGCAACAGAGCAAAUCCAGACCCAAAUUGUUGUCUUGGAGUAUUUGGAUUAAGCCUAUAUACAACAGAAAGAGAUCUGAGAGAAGUAUUUUAAUACGGUCCAAUUGCUGAUGUUUCUAUUGUAUAUGACCAACAGUCUCGACGUUCUAGAGGAUUUGCUUUCGUUUAUUUUGAAAGUGUUGAUGAUGCUAAGGAGGCAAAAGAAAGAGCCAAUGGAAUGGAGCUUGAUGGGAGAAGAAUCAGAGUUGAUUUCUCAAUAACAAAAAGGCCCCACACACCUACUCCUGGAAUUUAUAUGGGGAGACCUACUUAUGGUAGUUCCCGACGGAGAGACUAUUAUGACAGAGGUUAUGACAGAGGCUAUGAUGACCGUGACUAUUAUAGUAGAUCAUACAGAGGAGGUGGAGGUGGAGGAGGAUGGCGGGGUGCCCAAGAUAGGGAUCAGAUGUACAGGAGAAGAUCACCAUCUCCAUAUUAUAGCCGAGGGGGUUAUAGAUCCCGUUCCCCUCGAUCCUACUCACCUCGUAAGUAA
Molecule: messenger RNA, 940 nt
Organism: Thamnophis elegans (Western terrestrial garter snake)
Lineage: Eukaryota; Metazoa; Chordata; Lepidosauria; Squamata; Natricidae
Gene: TRA2B
Product: transformer 2 beta homolog
Biological process (GO): positive regulation of mRNA splicing, via spliceosome
Cellular component (GO): spliceosomal complex
Molecular function (GO): RNA binding
Source: RefSeq, a predicted model, not a curated record